CGGCUGUAGGUCGCGUCCGGAGAGUUUCCUCGGCCGCCUGGCGCCGUGCAAUGCCGCGGGAUGGUACCAACGAACAGCGUUUUCUUGAACUUGCUUCACCAAUGUCUUUCAUUCUAAAUAUAUUAAGAAACGUGCUGGAAUAUUUCGGUGUUCCCGUAGACCAGGAUUUGCUGAUUUGUCAAAAUAAAAACUGUGGGUCAGCUCGGAGUAUUGUUCGUAUUAUUGGGAGAAUGCUUCCUUUAAAGCCUUGCAGAAGACCUCAUUUUGAGUUGAUCCCGCAUGUGGACUCUAAGGAGUCUGAUGAUUACGAACUUACAGUUCCAUCUUUUGCUGAUGUUUUAUGUGUGGCAAAUGAUGAAGAAACCAGUUGUCUCAGAUUUCGACAUAGUCUAUGGCAAAAGAAGGAAGAAAGAAAAAUUGCUCCUUUUCAUCCUUCAAAACUAAUUUGGGAUCCAUCAUCACCUGGUCUAAGACAGAACAAAACAGAGACAGACGAUCUGCCUGUAAAUGAAGCUGCAAUUAAAAAGAUAGCUGCCCUUGAAGAUGAGCUGACUUUUCUCAGGUCUCAGAUUGCUGCGAUUGUGGCAAUGCAGGACCUGAGAGAGAGCAGAGAGACUGGCUUCAUCGACUUGAGUGAUGAACAAGUGCCACCAUCAUCAGCGACCACAGGGCUGAGUGUGGAACCAGACCACGCUCCAAGUGUGGUGCUUUCUCCCCCUCCUCCUCCCCCUCCUCCCCCUCCUCCCCCUCCNGGGCGGGCACAGCAGCUGCACCUCCUACUGUCCUGCAAGACUCCCUCUGUUCCUUCUCAAGCCCAUAGCCUGCUCACCAAGGAGCAGCACCAUUAA
This is a messenger RNA of Mus caroli (Ryukyu mouse), 848 nucleotides long. It is a transcript of the gene Mtfr2, whose product is annotated as mitochondrial fission regulator 2. Lineage: Eukaryota; Metazoa; Chordata; Mammalia; Rodentia; Muridae. Gene Ontology annotation, biological process: mitochondrial fission; aerobic respiration. Gene Ontology annotation, cellular component: mitochondrion. The record is from RefSeq and is a predicted model, not a curated record.